Molecule: messenger RNA, 2341 nt
Organism: Rhipicephalus sanguineus (brown dog tick)
Lineage: Eukaryota; Metazoa; Arthropoda; Arachnida; Ixodida; Ixodidae
Product: neprilysin-1-like
Exons: 21
Coding region: 1-2334 (777 amino acids)
Biological process (GO): protein processing
Cellular component (GO): plasma membrane
Molecular function (GO): metalloendopeptidase activity
Source: RefSeq, a predicted model, not a curated record
AUGUUGCAGUACCGGCACGGUGGGAAGUUAGGUUGCUGUCGUCACGUCAACGUUAUAGGUACACCGCACGCGGGUUCGGUCGUUACUCUGGAGCAGAGUUCCGGGAAGCAGCCGGAUUCUUUCUUCAACACGUGCGUCACCAUCAUCGCCGUGCUGAUAGUCAUCACGCUCAUCUGCAUGACCAUCAUCAUGCUCAAGUGCUUCUCGACCAGGGACGCCUGCCCAAAUCCUGGGGGCGUGUACAACCCGUACACCAACACGGCUCUCUCCUGCGACUCCCAGGAGUGCCGGAACUACGUCAACAUCCUCCAAUCGAGCCAAGUUCCGUCGAUGGAGCCGUGCGAGGACUUCUACGAAUUCGCCUGCGGUGGCUGGACCAAGGCUGUCGUGGUGCCGCCGGACGAGGUCACCACCACCGUGCACAGCCGGCUGCUGCGAAGAGUCGAGAGCGAGAUCGGAGAGAUCCUCAACAACACGGUGGUGACGUAUCGGUACCAGACGGCGACGCAAAAGGCGGCUGCACUGUUCCAGUCCUGCAUCAACGUCGACAUGCGCAACAGCAAGGGAACGCGCCCCCUGGAGGAGCUUCUGUCGUACGUGGGCCUCCCGCGGUGGCCCAUCCUGAACCGGACGGCCAAGUUUCCCACUUACCAGAUACUGGGCCACUUGAUCCGCGAGUUGGGACUGGAAGCCAUCGUCUCGGUUCGCGUCGGCCUCGACUACUACGACAGCGACCGGUACCUGAUCUACAUCAGCCAGCCGUCGUUCGGCGUGGAGCCGCCGGUGCUGCAGGGCCGCUACCGGUCGCCCUACUUCCGGAUACUGCACCGUUACAAGUUGUACAUGUACCGCUGCGCGCUGCUCAUGGGCUCCAACGUGGCUGCGGCCGACAUUGUCAACGACAUCGUCGCCUUCGAGGCGAGGCUGGCCGCUAUAACAGAGCCAAGAGGCGUCGUCGACAACCCGAGAAAAGUCUACAACCUCAUGGCCUUGAGAACGCUGGAAGGCGCCAUACCAGAGGUCCGUUGGACGUUCUUCCUCAACCUCAUCCUGCGCGAUGUGGGCGUUUCGAUGGACCUAAACGACCACGUGGUCGUCGCGAAUCCCAUCUACCUGAAGAAGCUCUCCCGGUUGCUCAAGGCGGUUCCGAGCUCGAUCGUGGCCAACUAUCUGGGCUGGCGCAUCGUGCAAGAAAUGGGCCAGCACGCCAUGGCCCGGUUCCGGCAGGCGCAAUUCCGCUUCGACCACUACCGCUACCUGCUGCAGGAGCCCACCGAGGUGCCGAGGCAGUGCGUGCGGCUCACCAUGCGCCUGCUCGGGUUCGCCGUCGGCAGGCUCUACUUCGACCGCCACGUCACCAAGGCCUCGCUGCGGUACAAGGGGGUCUACAACAUGGCCGAGGAGCUGCGACAAGCGUUCAGCGUUCUCAUCGACAUGAACCGCUGGAUGGACCCGAAGACCAAGGAGCAUGCGUUAGUCAAGCUGCAUCGCCUGCAGCUCAACAUCGGAUUUCCACCCUGGAUUAGGAGCGACCGCGACUUGGACGAGUACUACAAGGAGCUUCCCGACCUGAGGAAAGAAGACUUCUUCAGGAGCGUCCUCAUAGCGACUAGGAUUUACAACCGAAUCCUCUACGGCCGACUAAGACAGGCCAGCCGGGCCAACGAUUUCGGGUGGCUUCCGUCUGAUCCAAUAUCAAGCAUGCACUACAGCCUUGUCGGAAACUACCUGCUGCUACCACUCGAGUACCUCCAGUUUCCCUUUUUUCUCGUCGACAUGCCUCCGCCAAUAAACUUCGGCGCCCUGGGCUCUAUAAUCGCCCAGCAGAUUGUAUACGGCUUCGGAGAUCAAGGGUCUCUGUACGACGAGAACGGCAGGCUCUCCGAGUGGUGGUCACGCGAGACGCGCCAGAAGUUUCUGCCCGGAGUGCGCUGUCUACAGGAACAGUACCACGCCUUCACGAAUCCCAUCACGGGACUCCCGCUCGACAUAAAUACCACCGCGGAGACCAGCGUGGCCGACAACGCGGGCGUAAGACUAGCCUUCAAGGCAUUUCGAGUGUUCCAGACCAAGUUCGAGGAGCUGUACUCGCUGUACACCAUACCGGGCACCGAACCCCGGACCAUGGAGCAGAUCUUCUUCAUCGCUUACGCCCUGACCAGAUGUGAAGUUACGCGCAAGCGCUCCAUCUACUACCACCUGCGACCACGGGAGCAAAUACCCGACCGGUUCAGGACCAUGAUUCCCCUGAUGAACUUCGAGAGGUUCGCGGACGCCUUCGGAUGCAAGGUCGGCACUGUCAUGAGUCCCGACCAGAGGUGUCUGGUCUGGUAGUCGGCCG